UAACUACCAGGAAGUUCCAGUAAAUAAACCAUUUGUCCGUUGGACCGACCUUCCUUCAGGGGAAAUUCUGUGUAGCUACCGUCAGUAGACAUUUCCUGGAUUCCCCGUGUGAAUGGCGUCUUGUGUAUAGUCUGUUUAGUAUAGACUACUGUGUUGAACACUACAUGCGCCUUUACAGAUUAGAGAGAGUUUUUCUUAGUUUCUAUCAUGAUGGGUGCGCUACAGUCGUGAUUCCCUAAAACAGUUGGACAUGUGUUGUUGCUUUUUGAGCUGGGAAAAUGAUUUGCGGGAGGAAAGCUACUUGUUUUUGACUGAACAAAAAUGAAACUACUUCUCAUGGUGGGAUUGUUGUUGGCGUUUGUCUCUACCUCAUCAAGUCUCCGGAUUUUGGAAUGGCCCAAACUAAACUGUACUCAACAGGUAAGUGUUGACUGACUUUGGAAUGGCCCACACUAAACUGUACUCAACAGGUAAGUGUUGACUGACUUUGGAAUGGCCCACACUAAACUGUACUCAACAGGUAAGUGUUGACUGACUUUGGAAUGGCCCACACAAAACUGUACUCAACAGGUAAGUGGUGACUGACUUUGGAAUGGCCCACACAAAACUAUCCUCAAGACAAACUACUAAUUUAUUUGAUCAUAAUAAGAUAAAUAUCUUAUCAAAAGAGAUGACUACUAAUUCUAUCAUUCUUUGAAGUUGUCAUAUUAAGGAAAAUGCCACUAAUCUCAGCAAUUACAUUUAUUUGUAAUGCAUUACAAAUAAUUAAAGGACCAAUUUACAGCCUUGCGAUGUCACCAGGCAGGCCAAAACUCCAUCCCACUAAAACAGCUCUUACACUAAAAGGGCAUUAUCAUCAUUUUCACAAUUCCACAGUAUUAUUCCAACCUCAUAGUGUGGAAAUAUAUAUAUAAAACACAGGAAAAUCACGUUUUUGUCUGCACUGGGCCUUUAACAGAAAUACAUGAUUUAAUGAAUCACACAUUAUAAGUUGUUGUCGUUUCUUGUCCUAUGGUUUUCCUCUGCUCAUGUGUCUGUGUGUGGUUCUCUUUUUUUUGCAGGGUUUGAGAUGCGAAGCCAACAUCAGUGAGUAUUAUCUCUAACGUACCAUAGAGCUCUUAAUAUUGGUCCAGACAGUGUUUUACAGUGUGUGCUUAUGUGUUCAAAUGAGGUGGAAUCACGGUUCAUUUUGGACAUGAUAGUUGAAAAACAUUUAUUUUCAAUGUAGACAUAUUGAAUUAAAAUGAAACUCUCCUCUCCUCUCCCUCUCCCUCUCCCUCUCCCUCUCCUCUCCUCUCCUCCCCCUCUCUCCUCCCCUAUAGAUAACUGCCUGGAUAAAGAGUGGUUGAAGCCUCGGCGCUACACCCCUAACGGUCCAGUGAACCUAGAGGUGGAGGUGGACACCAGAAAAGAUGAGGAGGGACACCUGGUACCUGUUUUAGUGGCACGAUGGAAAGCUCCGGAUGACGGUGGGUUGACUGGCCAGUAUCACAAAUGUCACAUGACCUUGCCACCCUAUUCCCUAUAUAGUACACUAAGCAAUACGGUGCUAUUUGUUAGAUGUGGAAUAAGUGGAGAGGAGCACUGGAAGUAUACUGGCAGUUUGUAACUUUGAUAUUUCUUCUUCUUCUUCUUCUUCUUCUUGUUCUUGUUUUCUUUUUGUUCUUCUUCUUCUUGUUUUCUUUUUGUUCUUCUUCUUCUUGUUCUUCUUCUUGUUUUCUUUUUGUUCUUCUUCUUCUUGUUCUUCUUCUUCUUGUUUUCUUUUUGUUCUUUUUGUUCUUCUUCUUCUUCUUGUUUUCUUUUUGUUCUUCUUCUUUUUGUUCUUCUUCUUCUUCUUCUUCUUCUUCUUCUUGUUUUCUUUUUGUUCUUCUUCUUUUUGUUCUUCUUCUUCUUCUUGUUCUUGUUCUUCUUCUUCUUCUCCUCAUCAGGAAGUAUUAGUUCCCUGAAAGGAACAGAGCUUCAUGUUCUGAUGAUGGCCACAAACCAGUAUCUGUGUGUUCGAUACGAAUUCCUCGAUAAGAUACCCAUGCGUAAUCCAGCAUAUGAAAAGGUAGGCCUUCGUUACAAGUGAUCAAUUUAAUGAUAAAUAUCCAUUCUUACAUGACACUCCCAAGUAAACAGAAUAUCUAUUUUCUCUCAGUGGUCUUUCUCCCUGGAUCGAGUGGUGGUUGAACCCGGCCUGUCGUACGUUGUCUCAGUCUCCAACCUCCCCAAACCAAACCUGAAGUACUCUGGUUAUAACAUCAAUAAAACCGUCACUGUCCCAGGUGAGAACGAUACAUUUAGGUGAGAUUAGUAAAACACAGGUUGGAUAAGUGUAGAUACUUUGUACAGUACUCCACUAUCUAUUCCUACUGCACAUUGGAUUGGCAUCAGCAGCUUUGCAUUCAAUACCUGUAACAUACUUGUUAGAACGUUUAGUUCAUAAUUCAAUUCAACCAUAUACAGUGAGGUGAUAGAUGUCAUUUCACCUUAGAUUGUAAACAGCCCAAGAUACAGAGGAGUAAGGUGUGUCUGGACAGUGGUGAGUGACCAAUCACAUUACUAUCAUGUUAUAUGAAGUGGUGAGUGACCAAUCACAUUACUAUCAUGUUAUAUGAAGUGGUGAGUGACCAAUCACAUUACUAUUGUGUUAUAUGAAGUGGUGAGUGACCAAUCACAUUACUAUCAUGUUAUAUGAAGUGGUGAGUGACCAAUCACAUUACUAUCAUGUUAUAUGAAGUGGUGAGUGACCAAUCACAUUACUCUCAUGUUAUAUGAAGUGGUGAGUGACCAAUCACAUUACUCUCGUGUUAUAUGAAGUGGUGAGUGACCAAUCACAUUACUAUCAUGUUAUAUGAAGUGGUGAGUGACCAAUCACAUUACUCUCGUGUUAUAUGAAGUGGUGAGUGACCAAUCACAUUACUAUCGUGUUAUAUGAAGUGGUGAGUGACCAAUCACAUUACUAUCGUGUUAUAUGAAGUGGUGAGUGACCAAUCACAUUACUAUCAUGUUAUAUGAAGUGGUGAGUGACCAAUCACAUUACUAUCAUGUUAUAUGAAGUGGUGAGUGACCAAUCACAUUACUAUCAUGUUAUAUGAAGUGGUGAGUAGUCAGUGUUGUGACGUCCAAGAGACCAGUUGGUUUUAAUAAUUAAUUAAUUAGCAUUUAGUUAAAUAAAUAUAUUCAAAUCAAGUCAUACAGGUAUAACAUUCAUAUUGUAUUAUGACCAGUGGCUUGACUUGGGCUGAAAUAGGUGCCGGUACUCAUUUUGGGUGUCGGUACUGUUCAUAUCUAGGGCCAGGAGCUCCACAGUAAGAGGUGGAUGAAGUCAAGUAAUAGAAGGGAGGAUGGGAGCAGAGGAGGAGGAAGGAGGAGGAGGAGUAGGGAGGAUGGGAGCAGAGGAGGAGGAGUAGGGAGGAUGGGAGCAGAGGAGGAAGGAGGAGGAGGAGUUGAGGUGCUGGUACUCGGUUCCGACAUUGUUUCCUUUUGUUUUUUGUAUAAAGGGAGUCUGUGGAGGCCCAAUGCUACGUUGGAGCGGUCCACCGGACCACAAGGCAGAGCCGUGCUCACUGUCGGGUUCAGUACCGACCAGCGCUCACAGAACUACAGAGUCUCGCUGCAGUGCUCCAACGACAGACACUGGCAGGACACAGACAUGGUAUGGUUAUUAAGGUUAUGGAUGGCUUAUGAAUGUAUUAUGAAGUCGGUUGGUCUGAUAUGCAGGUGCCCUUUAACUAAGGACGCGUCCCAAAUGACACCCUACUCCCUAUCAAGUGAUAGCUUAUAGGGUUCUGGUCAAAAGAAGUGUCAAAAGAAGUGCACUAUAUAGGGAAUAGGGUGCCAUUCUCUGGUCUAAAGUAGUGCACUAUAUAGGGAAUAGGGUGCCAUUCUCUGGUCUAAAGUAGUGCACUAUAUAGGGAAUAUGGAGCCCUACUCUAAGUGUUAGGGUUUUUUACACCCUUCUCUCUGCUUAAAGAAGUGUGUCGUCAGUAGAAUUGUAUCUGUAGCUAGCUACAUGACGUCAAAGACAUUGGUACCGAAGACGUGUUGUUUCCCUUCCAAUGGUUUGACCUAGAACAUUUUAGAUUUGCAAAGCAAGACACUGCACAUCCUGUGUCACACUUCAUCGCUGUGGUUCUUCCCCAGAUUUUAAUCUUUCCCCCUCAUCAAUCUACACACAAUACCCCCCAUAAUGACAAAGCAAAAACAGGUUUGUAGACAUUUUUGCAAAUGUAUGAAAAAUAGAAAAACAGAAAUAUCACGUUUACGUAAGUAUUCAGACCCCUUUACUCAGUACUUUGUUGAAGCACCUUUGCCAGCGAUUACAGCCUCAAGUCUUCGUGGGUAUGACGCUACAAGCUUGGCACACCUGUAUUUGGGGAGCUUCUCCCAUUCUUCUCUGCAGAUCCUCUCAAGCUCUGUCAGGUUGGAUGGGGAACGUCGCUGCACAGUCUAUCCAGUGGUGUUUCAAGUCCGGGCUCUGGCUGGGCCACUCAAGCCACCAAAGCUUGGCUGUGUGCUUAGGGUCAUUGUCCUGUUGGAAGGUGAACUUUCACCCCAGUCUGAGGUCCUGAGCGCUCUGGAGCAGGUUUUCAUCAAGGAUCUCUCUGUACUUUGCUCCGUUCAUCUUUCCCUCGAUCCUGACUAGUCUCCCUGCCGCUGAAAAACAUCCCCACAGCAUGAUGCUGCCAUCACCAUGCUUCACCAUAGGGAUGGUGCCAGGUUUCCUCCAAAUAUGACGCUUGGCAUUCAGGCCAAAGAGUUCAAUCUUGAUUUCAUCAGCCCAGAGAAUCUUGUUUCUCAUGGUCUGAGUCUUUAGGUGCCUUUUACUGAGGAGUUGCUUCCGUCUGGCCACUCAACCAUAAAGGCCUGAUUGGUGGAGUGCUGCAGAGAUGGUUGUCCUUCUGGAAGGUUUUUCCAUCUCCACAGAGGAACUCUGGAGCUCUGUCAGAGUGACCAUCGGGUUCUUGGUCAUCUCCCUGACCAAGGCCCUUCUCCCCCGAUUGCUCAGUUUGGCCAGGCGGCCAGCUCUAGGAAGAGUCUUGGUGGUUCCAAACUUCUUCCAUUUAAGAACGAUGGAGGCCACUGUGUUCUUGGGGGCCUUCAAUGCUGCAGAAAUGUUUUGGUACCCUUCCCCAGAUCUGUGCCUCGACAUGCACUGACAUGCACUGUCAACUGUGGGACCUUAUAUAGACAGGUGUGUGCCUUUCCAAAUAUAUGUCCAAUCAAUUGAAUUUACCACAGGUGGACUCCAAUCAAAAUGUAGAAACAUCUCAAGGAUGAUCAAUGGAAACAGGAUGCACCUGAGCUCAAUUUCGAGUCUCAUAGCAAAGGGUCUGAAUACUUAUGUAAAAAAGUAUUUCUGUUUUUUAUUUGUAAUAAUUUUGAAAAAAUGUCUAAAACCCUGUUUUCGCUUUGUCAAUGGUCCCAUGUAGCUCAGUUGGUAGAGCAUGGCGUUCGCAACGCCAGGGUUGUGGGUUCAUUUCCCACGAGGGGGGCCAGUAUGACAAUGUAUGCACUCACUAACUGUAAGUCGCUCUGGAUAAGAGGGUCUGCUAAACGACAAAAAUGUAAAAAAUGUGGUUAUGGGGUAUUGUGUGUAGAUUGAUGAGGAUUUGAUAAGGCUGUAACGUAACAACACGUGGAAAAAGGGAAGGGGUCUGAAUACUUAAAGGGAAGGGGUCUGAAUACUUAAAGGGAAGGGGUCUGAAUACUUAAAGGGGAGGGGUCUGAAUACUUAAAGGGAAGGGGUCUGAAUACUUUCUGAAUGCACUGUAUGUACGUCUAUGAUGGAGAGAUCAAGAAGAAAGAUGAGUGAGUUCACAUCUUCUGUUUUCCUUCAGACCAACCAAACAUUGCUGAAUGUAACCUUUGACCUGGAGAAAUGGCCCCAGACCUGUUGCCGUUUUGAUGUGGAGGUAAGUCUUCCUUCAGACCAACCAAACAUUGCUGAAUGUAACCUUUGACCUGGAGAAAUGGCCCCAGACCUGUUGCCGUUUUGAUGUGGAGGUAAGUCCUCCUCAGAAAUUCACAACUUCCUCGUUCCGUCGAAUUGCCGGCGAUGUUCAGCUAGCUAGACUUUCCAAGCGGAGGUUUAUGAUGUAGACUUCCUGAUAGUGGAACUGUUCCUGAAGAAAACAACAACUGUUUCAAUGUAGCCUCAUUUGUCCUACAGAUCCAGCCGUUUUUUAGCCGUUGCAGCAACGACUGCGUACGUAGAAGGAAAACGUUCAACAUAUGUGGUAGGUUCAUAAACAAAGUCUAUUUAUUACAUGGUAAAAUAAGAUCUAUUUAAUGUUCUCCGCUAACUAAAACGGUUGGUGUGAUUCCAGGGACCGCUCCAACGGUGUUAACUGAAGACUCUUCCUCUCCUAAAACCUACACUGUCGUAGCGGCGGCGGUGGUGGUGGUGGUGGUCGGCGGAGUGGUCUGUUGGGUUGUCUAUCAACUACGGAGACGGAGAAAGAAAGGUUGGUUGAGGAGAGACCCCGUUAUCACUCAGUUAGCAUCUCUCACUUAUCUCUUCAGUUAAUUAGUCAAAAUAUAUUGGAAAUGGGUUAUUCAGUGCUCCUUGGUGACAAACAAAUUAUUAUCUCUAUUUAAGUCUCUAUUUGACUUACUUGCAACACUUCAGAAAUGCAGGCAUUAAUAUAAUAUGCUUCAUUACUGCAUAGUCAUGUAGCCAUAACCAAAUGCAUGACAUUAAUUAAGACAUUAGCAGAAUAUGAUGGUUAAGAAAUUAGGAUGAAAUUUGGGAGUAAAUGGUCCGUGAAAUAGAGGCGCGUAAAUGAGCAGACGGGUCAAAUCAAAUCAAUGAGUUGUGAAUUAGAAUCGUGGAAUGAAUUGAGUAUCAGGCCAUCGACAGACAUGGGAACAAUGUAAAAUAUCUACAAAUGGAUUUAAAAUUUCAACCGGUACAACAUCUGACUUCCUGUUCAUAGCUUCAUCUUUCUAGUUGAUGCUUUUAUUGGUCUUCUUUAUCUCUCUUCCUUCCCUCCCCUCUCCUCCUCUCUCUCUCUCUCUCUCUCUCUCUCUCUCGCUACCUCUCUCUCUGUACCUCUCUCUCUCUCGCUACCUCUCUCUCUCUCGCUACCUCUCUCUCUCUCUCUCUCUCUCUCUCUCUGUACCUCUCUCUCUCUCUCUCUCUCCCCUUCAGUCCCACCAGGCCCCUCUCCCCCAGCUGUAGAGCCAGAGGCCCAGACUCCUCAUCCUCCCAGGGUUCCUCCCAGGGUGUUGGUGAUCUACUCUCAGGACCACCCUCUCUACAGGAAGAUAGUCCUGAAGCUCUGUGCCUUCCUGCAGGCCAAGUGUGGAACAGAGGUGGUGUUGGAUCUUCUAGACACAGCCUGGCUGGGCACUGUGGGGCGAUUACCCUGGCUGGAGUGGCAGAGGCAACAGGUGGGUAGAUGGCAGGAGUGCUGAUCUAGGGUCCAGUGUCCCUUGUUCAUGUGAUAUCCUUCAGUAUUAUCUAAAAGGCUAAACUGCUCCUAGCUCAGCAGUCCUGCUCUGAAACACUUUAUGAAUACAGGUCCAGUAGGGAAGAGGACUAGACAGAUGGGAGACAAACUGGCAAUCUGAGGGUUGUUGGUUUCAGACCCUGCACCGUUGGUUUCAGACCCUGCACCGUUGGUUUCAGACCCUGCACCGUUGGUUUCAGACCCUGCACCGUUGGUUUCAGACCCUGCACCGUUGGUUUCAGACCCUGCACCGUUGGUUUCAGACCCUGCACCGUUGGUUUCAGACCCUGCACCGUUGGUUUCAGACCCUGCACCGUUGGUUUCAGACCCUGCACCGUUGGUUUCAGACCCUGCACCGUUGGUUUCAGACCCUGCACCGUUGGUUUCAGACCCUGCACCGUUGGUUUCAGACCCUGCACCGUUGGUUUCAGACCCUGCACCGUUGGUUUCAGACCCUGCACCGUUGGUUUCAGACCCUGCACCGUUGGUUUCAGACCCUGCACCGUUGGUUUCAGACCCUGCACCGUUGGUUAAAAAAAACCGUUGUUUCAGACCCUGCACCGUUGGUUUCAGACCCUGCACCGUUGGUUUCAGACCCUGCACCGUUGGUUUCAGACCCUGCACCGUUGGUUUCAGACCCUGCACCGUUGUUCCCUUUAGUAAGGCACUUGAACAAGACAGAAAAAAAAUCUGUCUCCACAGAUAGACAGAUUGACAAAUCUGUUCCUCUCCUCUCCUCUCCUCUCCUCUCCUCUCCUCUACUCUCCUCUCCUCUCCUCUCCUCUCCUCUCCUCUCCUCUCCUCUCCUCUCCUCUCCUCUCCUAUCCUCCCUCCUCUCCUAUCCUCCCUCCUCUCCUCUCCCUCUCUCCUCCCCCUCUCCCCCCUCCUCUCCUCCCUCUCUCCUCUCCUCUCCUCCCCCUCUCUCCUCUCCUCUCCUCUCCUCUCCUCUCCUACAGGUCAACAAAUCAUCAGACAAGAUCCUGGUCCUCUGUUCUCGUGGUGUUCAGGCCAAGUGGAGGGCGAUGUGCGGCCAGAGUCGUGUGACGUUAAGAGAGGACCUCCGGUCGCCCAUUGACGACAUGCUGACCCCGGCCCUCAACCUCUUCCUGCCCGACAUGCAGCAGGCCGCCGCCCUGGGGAAGUACAUGGUGGCCUACUUUGACGAUGUGGGCAGCGAGCGCGACGUGCCGUCUGUCUUCGACAUCGCUGUGAAGUACAAGCUGAUGAAGCACUUUGAGGAGCUCUGCUUCAGGAUCCUGGAUAAGGAGAAGUACGCACCAGGACAGGUCAGUUUGUUGAUGGGAUCUCCCUAUGCUUCCUGUCUGGUCUGUUGCGUUGUACCCUGGCGUUUGGGACAGGUACAGACAGUCUGGUCCUAGCUUUCUGUUGUUGCGUUGUACCCUGGCGUUUGGGACAAGUACAGACAGUCUGGUCCUAGCUUUCUGUAGUUGUGUUGUACCCUGGCGUAUGGGACAGGUACGGCCAGUCCGGUCCUAGCUUUCUGUAGUUGCGUUGUACCCUGGCGUUUGGGACAGGUACAUCCAGUCUGGUCCUAGCUUUCUGUAGUUGUGGCCAAAGGUAAUAGAGAGGGCCAGAAUGGAAAUAAGGUGCAUACGCACAAAAAGCUUAUUAUUUUUCUCAAAUGUUGUGCACAAAUUUGUUUAGAUCCCUGUUAGUGAGCAUUUCUCCUUUGCCAAGAUAAUCCAUCCACCUGACAGGUGUGGCAUAUCAAGAAGCUGAUUAAACAGCGUGAUCAUUACACAGGUGCACCUUGUGCUGGGGACAAUAAAAGGCCACUCUAAAAUGUGCUGAGGAGUAUUUCUGUCUGUAAUAAAGCCCUUUUGGGGGGGAGAACUCAUUCUGAUUGGCUGGGCCUGGCUCCCCAGUGGGUGGGCCUAUGCCCUCCAAGGCCCACCCACGGCUGCGCCCCUGCCCAGUCAUGUGAAAUCCAUAGAUUAGGGCCUAAUGCAUUUAUUUCAAUUGACUGAUUUCCUUAUAUGAACUGUAAUUCAGUAAAAUCUUUGAAAUUGUUCCAUGUUGCGUUUUAUGUUUUUGUUCAGUAUAUUUUAAACGUGUCAAAUAAAAUGAAUUAAUUCAUUCAAUCAGGUCAGCCACAUCGAGGGGAUCGGAGUGGAAGAGUACUUCAAAUGUCCGUCGGGGAGGGAUCUGCGUGACGCCAUCGAAGCCUUCCAGGUGUUCCAGCUAGAGAACCCGGACUGGUUUGAACAGGAGUGUGUUGACAUCAACGCAGAGGAGGAAGUGGUCGCAGUAACAGAGUAUGAUGCUCUACUGGAACAGCCGGUCGCUCCUGUUCUAGAGUUUGUUCCAGAAUACAGGAAGGGGCCUCCUGUUCUAGAGUUUGUUCCAGAAUACAGGAAGGGGCCUCCUGUUCUAGAGUUUGUUCCAGAAUACAGGAAGGGGCCUCCUGUUCUAGAGUUUGUUCCAGAAUACAGGAAGGGGCCUCCUGUUCUAGAGUUUGUUCCAGAACACAGGAAGGGGCCUCCUGUUCUAGAGUUUGUUCCAGAAUACAGGAAGGAGCCUCCUGUUCUAGAGUUUGUUCCAGAAUACAGGAAGGAGCCUCCUGUUCUAGAGUUUGUUCCAGAGUACAGGAAGGGGCCUCCUGUUCUAGAGUUUGUUCCAGAAUACAGGAAGGGGCCUCCUGUUCUACAGUGUGUUCCAGAAUACAGGAAGGGGCCUCCAAUCUCCAGCUAUGAUGUAGAGAUCAAUGAAAACAGCCAGGGAGUCCAGGUCUUGACUCCUGAAGUGAAAGUGGAAGGUAAGGUUAUCAGAGGGGUUGGGUAGCCUGAAAGGAGUGGAAUGAUAGCACAAACAGCCCAGGCUAGGGGUUGGGUAGCCUGACAGGAGUGGAAUGAUAGCACAAACAGCCCAGGUUAGGGGUUGGGUAGCCUGACAGGAGUGGAAUGAUAGCACAAACAGCCCAGGCUAGGGGUUGGGUAGCCUGACAGGAGUGGAAUGAUAGCACAAACAGCCCAGGCUAGGGGUUGGGUAGCCUGAAAGGAGUGGAAUGAUGGCACAAACAGCCCAGGCUAGGGGUUGGAUAGCCUGAAAGGAGUGGAAUGAUAGCACAAACAGCCCAGGCUAGGGGUUGGGUAGCCUGAAAGGAGUGGAAUGAUAGCACAAACCGACUGGUGCCCAGGCUAGGGGUUGGGUAGCCUGAAAGGAGUGGAAUGAUAGCACAAACCGACUGGUGCCCAGGCUAGGGGUUGGGUACAGCAGAAAACCUUUCUGUCUAGUAUGGAUGAAUAAAGUAUUCUUCUUCCAGGUGAUGGGACGUCUGUGCUGGAGGUUCUUCCAAGGGUCAGCUCUGACAGCCACCAGGUCUACCCAUCAUACCCAGUCGUUGAGGCCCCACCCAGGGUACUUAUCUCUGAUCUGUACCCCCAUGCCCUGGACAGUCAACCCUGUGGGUUGUCAGAUCUUCUUCUGAGUGAGCCACCCCUGGCCAGAGAGAACUGUCUCCGCCUACAGGAGAGGUCGGGAACAGCAGACCGCUGCCCUCUAGAGAGCGAGGAAGAGGAGGAGUCAUACAGUCCUUCAUCUUGUCAACCCUCUGCUGACACCCUGGAACAACUGAUGUCUCUCCAGCUGUCACUCUGUGGCCUCGGCGUUAUCCCAGAAACCACCUCUGUGUCCACAGAGAAUGGCUACCAAUCACAGCAGCCUGUAGAGAUGGACCUAUCACUUCCUGUCAAGAUGGGCCAAUCACAGCUGUCCUUCAGCUCCAUCCAGGUUACCCCACCUGUACCGACGGAUAGUCAGAUUCAGUACCUCCCUCCCCUGCCAGAGAUGGAGGAGGGUGGGGAGGUGAUGAACCCCGCUGCCCAGGAGAAGAGACCCAUCAGUGGGUCAGACCAAGGCUACAUCUCCAGGAGUUCCUUCCAGCAGGACUCUCCUGUAGACUCCCCUGUAGGGGGGGCCAGCGAGAAUCUACUGACGGCACUGGCCAGGUUACAACAGGACCUCUACCUGAACCAGUAGAUACUCUGGGUUCUGCAAUAAAAUGCAGAGGGAACGUUCUAGAAAAUCUGGUGUUAAUCAGACACUCUGGAUCAUAAAGACUUUAGUUCUUUCAGAUUGUUACGACAUUAUUGUCUAUACAGUUGUUCUGCUUUCCUGUUUUGAAAAAUGACGCGCGACCUUGAAUCAAUGAAUCAGGCAAUGGGUUUGUACAGCAUAAUCCAUAGAUUUAGUUCUGAUAUCACUUUCUUAUAUCAGGUUGUACAGGGUUCUACUGGACAAUAAAACUGAUCAUGUCCAUAUUUCAGAUAUACAAUGUGCAAUUUUUUACACAUAGAAUUUGCUUUCUGUAGACAAUAACCAGUUUCUGUUUUCCUGUAAACGAUUUGGGAAUCAAGGGUUCGUCCCAAAUGGCAC
Molecule: messenger RNA, 11834 nt
Organism: Coregonus sp. 'balchen'
Lineage: Eukaryota; Metazoa; Chordata; Actinopteri; Salmoniformes; Salmonidae
Source: the annotation of a GenBank genome assembly